AUGUCCGAUACGCAUACGCAACAUGUGCAGAUAACAGAGCCAAAUGCCGUGAAUACUUUGUCUACACCAUCCAAAAGAGGUCACCGUCAUCGCAGGUCAUUGGCCAUAUCAGGAGACUUUGAUUUUUUGAACCAUUCUGUAGCAUUUGCGAAUUUGCCACCUCCACAACCACUUGAAAAUUAUCCUGCAACCGCUCCUACUGCCGUAUUGAAUACCUUAUCACCAACACGCUAUAGCAGAUUCACCUUUCAAUCGAAUGAAGACGCGGGAACGUUAGAUUUGCCUGAACCAAGAUUUUAUCCGGUGUCACCAAGGAAUUAUAUGCAAACACCAAGUCCUCGUUUUUUCAUUAGCGAAGAGCCAAGUUACUCAUCACCGGUCAAAGGCGUUCCUGAUGCAAUAAUUAAUCUCGAUGACGCAUUGAAGACAAGGCCCAGGUCAUUCAAAUCACAUAGAAGGUCCGAAUCUGCACCUCCCGACUUGGAGGUUAUGAUUGGUAAGAGAAACUGUACACCUAACUCCAAUUCUAUGAUUAAGGAAGAGGAGGAUUCUCUAAAUGAAUUAGAAUCAAGAAAUGACUCGAACAAGCAAGAACUACCGGCAGCGUUAUUAUCUCCACUUCGGCCUGCCCUUUGUACAUCUGAACAGGCUAUUGAAAUAGACGAUUCGACCCUUAAUGGAUCCCCAACUCAUCAUAAUCAUGGCACUCAAAACUUUAGUCCACGGAACUCCAAUAAAUUCAAUUCAUUAAAGAUCAAAGGCCAAAAGCAAAGGUAUUAUCACUAUACGAAACAGUUACCCUUGACUGCGGGUUCUGAUACACAAUCUCCAAAAGAUCAAACAUCAGCGGCGUCAACAGCAAUCAAUCAGGCAAUGACACCUUCUUCCCUAGCAUAUACACCUUCAAAACUAUUGUCUACGCCAGCGACAUCGAUAUCUUUUUAUGACAACAAUAUAGACGUUAAUUUGGAAAAUGGCAAUCGUACUACUGGGCUUGAAGAUACCUCUAGAUAUGCGAAGGAUAAUUUUUCAAAAAAGUGUGGAACGUCACAGCUCAAUCACGUAUUGGAUACUGAUAAAAGGCAGGAGUUUAGCGGAGAUGCAAGAAGAAGAAGAUCAGGCAGUCCUAUUUCCCAUAUGCAACACUGCAACAUAAUCGAUAAUGUGAAAGCGAGACGAAAUAGCAACACGAUAAACUCAACUUUCAACUACGAGAGUAAACACUAUGAAAUUCCUUAUGAUGAUAUGAUGAAAAAUGACAGCAAUAAAAGUGAUCCCGGAGAAAAUAUUUUGAAAGAAAGUUAUGGACCAUUUCAACAUUCUUCCGUCAAAUCCUGCACGCCUGAUGACAGGGAAGUAAUUAGUACCUUUGAAAGUAAUGGCAGUAGUGGAUACUGCAAAAAUAAAGGACAAGUGAAGACACACUCUCAACUUAGUAAGGAUAUUCUCCUGGGCGAACCAGGCGACAUGGUUGAUUUGUCUUCAUUAAUGACCUCACCGAGAAAAUCAUCGGAUGAAACUGGCGAUUUGGCCUUCAAUUUAUCCCAAGAUGAGAGGUAUGAUACAAAUCACGCACGAAACCCCACUCAUGUGAACAAUAGCGCAGUAACAAGUGAUGAAAGCUGGAGUGUUAGCGAUAAUGCAUUGGGAAAGAAAGGGCAAGGUAGUGAAGUUAAAAGGAAAAAAAAAUCCAAAUUAGGACUUUUCAGACAUAUUUUUUCAAGGAAGUAA
Molecule: messenger RNA, 1731 nt
Organism: Saccharomyces kudriavzevii IFO 1802
Lineage: Eukaryota; Fungi; Ascomycota; Saccharomycetes; Saccharomycetales; Saccharomycetaceae
Gene: LRE1
Product: Lre1p
Exons: 1
Coding region: 1-1731 (576 amino acids)
Source: RefSeq, a predicted model, not a curated record